AUGUUCAACGCUGCCAAGAGAUACGCGACAGUCGCUAUUGUCGAUGAUGCCGGCGAGCACACGUACGUGCAGCUGCUGCAGGAUGCGCGCAAGGUCAAGAGCGCCCUGGGCGAUCGGGACCACAAGGGCGCCAGCAUUGCGAUGCUGGUUCCCAACGGCUACCAGUAUGCCGCCGUGCAGUGGGGAAUCUGGGCUGCUGGUGGUGCAGUUGUGCCUCUGAGUCCCAUGCACCCGGACCGCGAGCUCGAGUACUUCAUCACAAACUCGGAGGCCAAGACCCUCGUAUGCCACCCGGCGCUGCUGCCUAACGUGCAGCCUGUGCUCGACCGUCUGCAGGGCCAGAUCUCGGUUGUCAGCACCGAUGUCAUCCAUGACCUGCCCAACCUGCCUCAGGCCGACGACCUCGCUGUCGAUGAUGAGCAGGGAGCGCUGUUCAUCUACACCAGCGGCACCACCGGGAAGCCCAAGGGUGUGGUUCUGACACACGCCAACAUUGCGGCCCAGAUUACUGACCUCGAGGAGGCCUGGGGAUGGACGCCCGAGGACCGUCUGCUGCACGUCCUGCCUCUGCACCACCUGCACGGCAUUAUUGUCGCGCUGUGCACUGCGCUGUGGUCGGGAGCCACCACCGAGAUGCUGCCCAAGUUCGACAAGGACCGCGUCUGGAACCGUAUCAUCGACGGGCCGCAGGACGCUGCCGAGGAGAUGCCGACCGAGCGCCAGCGCCAGGCAUACACGGCCAUGAACAGCCUGCGGCUGACGUGCUCUGGCUCGGCGGCCCUGCCGACAUCGGUGUUCCGCCGCUGGCAAAAGGCCACGGGCCAGAUUAUGCUGGAGCGCUACGGCAUGUCUGAAAUCGGCAUGGCUCUGAGCAACGACGGCCUGAACCCGCAGAACCGCAAGGCCGGGUCGGUCGGCAAGCCGCUGCCCAAGGUGCAGGUGCGCCUGAUAGAUGCCGAGGGCAAGGACGUGACUGAGACGCCAGGCGCAUCAGGCACCAUCCAAAUCAAGGGCCCCAAUGUGUUCCACGCCUACUACGGCCUCCCCGAGAAAACCGCCAAGGAAUUCACGUCCGACGGCUGGUUCAUCACCGGCGAUGUGGGCACGCGCGACUCGGACGGCCUCUACUACAUCAUGGGCCGCAUGAGCGUCGACAUCAUCAAGUCGGGCGGCUUCAAGCUGUCGGCUCUCGAGAUUGAGCGCGAGCUGCUUGAGCACCCGAACAUUGUCGAUGUCGCGGUCGUGGGCGUGCCCAGCGAGGACUGGGGCGAGGUCGUGGCCACUGCCGUCACCCUCAAGCCCGAUACGACGCUGACCAUCGAGGAGCUCAAGCCCUGGUGCUAUGAGCGCAUCUCGCGCUACAAGACCCCGAAGCUGCUGCGUAUCGUCGACGAGCUGCCCCGGAAUCUCAUGGGCAAGCUCGACAAGAAGGCCGUCAAGGCUAUGUUUGCGUGA
Messenger RNA from Linderina pennispora, 1455 nucleotides. Its product is annotated as AMP-dependent synthetase and ligase. NCBI's taxonomy places the organism in Eukaryota, Fungi, Kickxellomycota, Kickxellomycetes, Kickxellales, Kickxellaceae. The transcript has 3 exons. The record is from RefSeq and is a predicted model, not a curated record. Gene Ontology annotation, biological process: fatty acid metabolic process. Bases 1 to 1455 code for a protein of 484 amino acids. Gene Ontology annotation, molecular function: medium-chain fatty acid-CoA ligase activity.